Spinacia oleracea (spinach) is the source of this 2179-nucleotide messenger RNA. RefSeq lists its product as uncharacterized. The record is from RefSeq and is a predicted model, not a curated record. Bases 282 to 2051 code for a protein of 589 amino acids. Lineage: Eukaryota; Viridiplantae; Streptophyta; Magnoliopsida; Caryophyllales; Amaranthaceae. Gene Ontology annotation, cellular component: membrane. The transcript has a single exon.
CACACUUGCACAGUUGCACUCCUAAAUCAAGAACGACUCCACUUUUUCUUUAUUUUGUAUUUUUGUCUUCUUGCUUUAAAUUCCACAGUUAAUUAUUAUUAUAUGGUCCCUUAAUCUUUAUCCUAUCUCAUUUUUCCCCAAUCGGUUGCCGUUUCAUACACACUCAGACACUCUUAACAAACUCCUUGCUAAAAAUAUUGAUCCUCCAUUCUCUUUUUCUCUCUUCAAAACCCAAAACCCAAAACCAAAAAAAACCUCUUGAACUUGGCAAACCUCCAACAAUGACUGAGUCUAAGGGUGGCGAAACCAUGAACUUCGCCGUACAAGUGGUAAAAGGGAGGUGGUUUACGGUGUUUGCCUCCUUUCUUAUAAUGUCCGGUGCCGGUGCUACAUAUCUAUUCGCUAUAUACACCAAAGAGAUCAAAUCAUCAUUAGGAUACGAUCAAUCAACUCUUAAUCUUUUAGGGUUUUUCAAAGAUUUGGGAGCCAAUGUCGGGGUUUUCUCGGGCCUUAUCGCCGAAGUAAUCCCAACAUGGGCCGUGUUACUAAUCGGGUCUGGUAUGAAUUUUGCCGGGUAUUUCAUGGUUUGGUUAGCCGUUACUUAUAAAAUCUCUCGGCCUAAAGUUUGGCAUAUGUGCUUGUACAUAAUGAUAGGCGCGAAUUCUCAGAAUUUCGCAAACACAGGUGCGUUAGUUACUUGUGUUAAAAACUUCCCUGAAAGUAGGGGAAUUAUGCUGGGUUUAUUGAAAGGUUUUGUAGGGUUAAGUGGAGCAGUUAUGACCCAAAUUUACCUAGCAAUCUAUGGUAAUAAUGAUUCUAAAUCACUUAUUUUGCUAAUCGCGUGGUUACCCGCCGCCAUUUCAGUGGUUUUUGUGUACACCAUUAGAACAUUAAGGGUUUCCCGGCAACCUAAUGAGGUAAAAGUUUUUUACCACUUUUUGUAUGUUUCAAUUGGGUUAGCCUUAUUUUUGAUGGCUAUGAUCAUUUUACAAAAGUUUAUCACUUUUAGUAAGGAAGCUUAUGCUGGUAGUGCUACUGUUGUUUGUGCUACUCUGUUUUUGCCUUUGUUGAUUGCUGUUAGGGAAGAGUACUUGAUCCGAACUCAAACCCAGAUUCAAACCACAACCACGUUUAUGAGUAGUGAUGAUAUUGUUGGGUCAAUCGACAACGAAAAAGAGCUUCUAGAUUUUGUUGAUGGUAGUAAUGGUAAGAAAACAGGUAAGAAAACAGACAAGGAGAGGUCAUGUUUUCUUACAAUAUGUAACAAGCCAGAAAGAGGGGAAGACUAUACAAUACUACAAGCACUUUUAAGCAUGGAUAUGGGUAUUUUGUUCCUAUCUACAUUAUGCGGGUUAGGGUCAAGUUUAACCGCUGUUGAUAAUUUGGGUCAAAUAGGAGAAUCAUUGGGUUACCCAAAUAAAACAAUCAGCUCAUUUGUAUCUCUAGUUAGUAUAUGGAACUAUUUUGGUCGGGUCUUUGCCGGGUUUGUAUCCGAAGCCCUCUUAGCCAAAUGGAAGAUCCCAAGACCGUUAAUGUUAACCCUAGUUCUAAUGCUAGCUUGUGUGGGCCAUCUCCUCAUCGCGUUCCCCAUCCCAGGAUCCGUUUACAUUGCAUCGGUGAUAAUCGGGUUCUCAUUCGGAGCACAAUUACCUCUUUUGUUCGCCAUCAUUUCGGAGUUGUUCGGGCUCAAGUAUUACUCAACAUUGUUCAAUUGUGGACAGUUGGCUAGCCCACUUGGGUCGUACAUUCUUAAUGUUAAGGUGACGGGAAUGUUGUAUGAUAAGGCGGCUUUAAAAGAGUUGGCUAAGAAAGGUUUAAAAAGGUCGGAUGUUAAGGAAUUAACUUGUUUAGGGUCACAUUGUUAUAGGUUGUCGUUUAUUGUUUUGGCUUGUGUUACAUUUUUUGGUGCAUUGGUUUCAUUUAUAUUGGUGGUACGAACUCGUGAAUUUUACAAAGGUGAUAUCUAUAAGAAGUUUAGAGAGCAAGCAGAGGCAGCAGAUAAGGAGAAGGCGCUCGUGCCCGUCAACACAAACAACAAGCUGAACAACUAGUGUUAAUUGUUAAAGGUUGCUUCAAAGUAUUGUAGUUUAUUUUUUAUAUUAUUAUUUUUUGUUAAUUAUUGUAUAACUGUUAAAUGUUUGAUUCUCAAUGCAAAUGGCCUCAAUUAUUGAUCGCUUAA